This is a messenger RNA of Cylindrotheca closterium, 4386 nucleotides long. The record is from the annotation of a GenBank genome assembly. Lineage: Eukaryota; Bacillariophyta; Bacillariophyceae; Bacillariales; Bacillariaceae.
AUGGCGACUGUUGCAAAAUCCAACAGCAACAGCAACAGCAACAGCAACAGCAACAGCAACAGCAACAGCAACAGCAGUGCUCAAUGCCAAGACAACCACAGCACUCUGCCACCACCGCCUCAAUCCAGGGAUUAUGAUACUCCCGAGCGCCUCGUAUGGCAUCGUUUUCAAGGAAUUAUGUGGCCUGGGAUGUUUUACCACGGUUUGCAACAGUUCAACCAAGAAAUGCUCGAAGAAUUGGACCGAAAAGGAGACAAAACCACCAAAGCGAAAUUGGGUUAUCAUUUGAUGAAACAAGCAUUGAUGGAGAAAAAGGGAGGCUCUUCCUUCAGACGUGGCAUUGUUAGAUACCUAGGAAGGCCCAUCUUUGAUUAUCAGCAAGUAAAAGAAGGAGAAUACGAGAGCUUCUUACAUUUCCUGCCGCAUUACCUGGUGAACAUGACUACUCGGCCGGAUCAAUUUGGUCAAGACAACUACCAACUGUACAUGGACUUUCAUCGCGGAAUUGAUGAAAGCAUGGUCAUUUUUGGGAAAGCUGCUGGUGCCUCGUCGAAUGCUGAUUCCGAUGAAGUGCCAUGGGAAGAGCAGGCUCAAAAGGUCUGGGAAGAGUUCGAUUGGACCAAUCCUGCUCCUCUUGCAGUACCACAACCACAACCACAGCAACACCCGCAACAACAAAACCAGCUGCAGAGACAACCACUAGUACCACAUUCACCAAACACAAACAGUGUCGCAGCCGUCUCCUUGGCAGACGAAUCCAUGGUAUCCGCCAAUACUGGAAGUGCCUCUACCAGCACACAUCAUCAGCAGCAGCAGCCAAGUUGGACGGAAACUCCGGUGCGCCACCACCCUACUACUCCUGCUGCCAAUGACACGCCCGCCCUCGAGACCACUCCCAUUCGCAAUGUGCACGCUCCAUGGUCCGACGUCUGGUCCAAGAUGGCCUUCUCGGAUUGGAAUGUCCGGUCGACCAAGCACGGGAAGAUUUACACUCACGCCAAUUUGACCCAAGAAUUUACCGAGGAAGAAGUCAAAGAGUACGUCAAGAAGCAUUAUGGUUGGUUGGGAGAACGUCGGCCUACUCGUGGCUCUAGUUCUUCUGGAGACUCGCCACAAAAAACAAAGACCUUUGGCGUCUAUUGGAAACAGUUUUUGAAAGAUGAGGGUUGGCAGAUGAUUAAAGGGAAACAACCCAUUGAGUGGUAUUACGUCCGACCCAAUCGAUCGGUUGUCGAUGGUGUCGAAGGAGAAGAUUAUUUUAUCUCGACGGAUGCCGUGGUGGACUAUUGUGACAACAGUGGCGAGUACCAAUCGUCCAGUGGUUCCGAAAGUGAAGUCUCGCCGGACCCAAGAAAUCAAGCACGAAGAGGCUUGGAGACGGACGAUGACGAGAGUACCAAGUUGCCUCCAGAUACCGACGAUGAUCGAACGAUCGAAUGUCUCACGCCACGAGAUCAAGGAACCAAGCCUCAAGAUCCUGCCAAACCAGACUUGCCAUCUGCAGGAAGUGCCACCGAAUCCGAGAGUGAAGACGAUAGAUACGACUUUUCUUUUCUUUGGCCCAAGUUGCGAGACGAAGACGGCUGGAAAUGGAUCAGUGCCAAGAAUCCUUGCGAUUCCUCUUGGUACGUUCCGCCCUCAAGUCUACACGCCGACAAGGAGGAUAAGCAUGCCUGGAAGACUUGGGUCCGAGGCAUUGAUUACUUUGUGAAAGAUGAAGAAAUGGUGGAUUAUGUCAAAAUGAAGGAAGGUGUGGGACUGUCCGAAGAAGAAUACAACCAGAAGAUUAUGGCCGCCAUGGACACUUUCUCCACCAAAAGUCGACCCAAACGAAGUGCCAAGCCCAACGUUCGCAAGCCAGCGGCUUUCAAGAAAUCAGCUCCACACAAGAAGAACUCGCAGCAAAAGCCAAAGAAGGCAGCCACUGCACCAAAGAACAAGAAGAUCUCCAAGGCUGCAGCACCAUCGGUUCAAGUACCAAAAUUGAAACUGCCGACCGAAAAGCAGGCCGAGGUCAGUAAAGACCCAUCCCAUGCUCCUCCACGAGCAGCAAAAAAGAAUGCCGCCAAGAAAAUUACCAACAAGCGAACCAAAGACUCGAAAUCCUCUUCCAUGCGAAAGAAACGCAAGACGGAAGAUAUCGACGUUCGAUUCUAUGGAAACUUCAAUGCAGCUCCGUGGGUUCUCAAUCCGCUUUCUUCCCACGUCCACACUGUCUUGAUGGAUGUGGGAUUCACCUGGACCAGUUCCAGCGGCUACUACCUUCCCGGGGAGUCGACCAAGAGUUUUACCAAAAGGUUUACUUCGACCCACGAAGUCAUUCAGUAUUGUGUGAAAGGCAACGUCGAUUUCAGCGCUUGCACUCCAGAGGCUCGGGCUCCGAUGGAACGAUUAAUGGCAUAUGUCAACGUUCCCGAAAAGCAAAGCACUUGGCGUAACGUUCGAGCCAUUACUACCAAGGAGACGAUUGCUUUCUUGAACUUGUUAGGAUAUAGAGCAUUAGCGGAUGGAUCAUCAUGGAAAGUUACAGAAGACAUGGUGAAAAUUUUGGGCCAGGAGCGGUUUGCGUCUUUUGACGAACUCCUUCUUGCGUUGCGUCGAUCUGACACACUGAUCCCGAAAGCCAAACGAGGUCGCCGUGGACCAAUGGACAAUGUCCUGAGGAGAGACCAAAUGCUGGCCCUUCGAUUGAGGAUUGCGGAAGGUCUCAGUGGCGAUGAGGCAUCAGUGGAAGGUCUCGGUGAUAAUGAGGCAUCAGAAGAAUUAUCAUCGGAGCUGUCAUCUACAGAACCAUCGUCAGAGUCGUCAUCCGAAGAAGAGACCGUUGCUGACAUGGUAUCGAAAUACAAGACAUCAUCCAGUCUUCCAGCCAAGAAAGCCAGCAAGAGCAAACAACAAGUAUCGAAGAAGGUUGCGUCGGAGUCAUCCGAACAAGACAACGUUGCUCCUACACAAUCGAAAACCAAGAAACCGUCCAGUGUUCCAGCCAAGAAAGCAAUCAGGAGCAAACCAGUAACGAAGAAGGCUGCAACGAGACCUCUGUCUCAGCUAGCAAAGUCUGGCGACGAUACUACUAGCAUCGAAGCUGCAGUCGCCAAUCUUCGUGCUUCGCAAAUUAGCAGUCAACGUGGCUGGCAACUGUUGCAACGCCUUGGUUGUAGUUGGUCGUCAGGCUAUGCGCUUCCAAGAUCCAGUGAGAAAUUCUCCAAUCAAAACGAUCUCGUGGAAUACAUUCUGAAGAAGUCGGUAUUGGAAUUGGACUUUUUGAGGGAUCCCUUGUCCAAGGUGGAACUCCAAGAGCUCCACCGUCAUUUGAAAUUCCAAUUUGUGUCCCUGAAAUGCGGCGAAAACAUUGCAAAAGCCUUGAACAGUAUGGAUGAUAGCGAUAAGAUCGUUGCCAUAUUGGAAAAGAUUGGUUUCAAACGAAAGGGCAACGGCUGCUUUGAGCACCAACACUCUGAGGAAGAUUUUGAUUUGAACCAAAUCAUUAACCUCAUUCGAUCGCAACGAGAAGAUCUUAUGCUGAUUUGUCAAGACGUCGAGUCUAGGCGAAGUCGUGAGAAGAAGACCUUGGCCGAAGAGGACGAUUACCUCUUGCGUAUUUGGGCCGCAGAAUCGCAGAUACCUUUGCAAUUUUUCGACGAAGACACCAAUUGCAAAGAGGCCUUGGAGGCGUUGGAAGAGGACCAGGAAGAAAUGGACGAGGACGAAGAAGAAAUGGUCAAUGGAUCCGAGGAAAUCAAGAAGUCUUCACAACACAGCAGCAACGAUGGCGACAAGGUUCUUGAGAUUGAAGAGGCCGAGGCCUCCAACACAGGCUUUAUUGAUCAGUCAAGCAGGAAUCACGACUCUAAUGAACUCCUGUCAAGAAGUACAGUUCCCGUGAGUCGCAAGACCAACACAGAGAGAGCCGAAACGAUGCAACCAUAUAGUGAAAGUGACCCUUGUAACCCUUACGCGUCUAUGCAACAAGACUGUGGCUUCGAGCAGCUCAUGACACAAUCGCGCGACAGUGCUUCCAACGGUAUGGAGCAUGGCGGAUCCUUUGGAGAACAGAUGCCAUUGAUGACUCAACAGGGGGAUGAAUCGGAAGACGAGAAUGAUUACACCGCAUCAUCAGCAAGUCUUUUUGAUAAGGCGAUAUCACCACUUGAAGGAAGAAAUUAUUCUCACCGUGAGACUGCAAUGGGGGAUGCAGCCAUGGAAGAUGUCAAUGAAAGUGCAGGGGCGGAUGGCAUUGACGAAAAUGGGCGAUCAGAAGAAUUUGGUAUUCUGGUGGACCAAAUGGAUGAAGAAAGUUCUCUUCAACUGAUGGACGAAGAUGGGGGGAGAGGACCAUCCAAGACGAAUCCGAUGCCAUUGAUGACCCAACUCGAAGAAGACUAG